This is a messenger RNA of Coccidioides immitis RS, 2213 nucleotides long. RefSeq names its product alpha-1,2-mannosyltransferase. The record is from RefSeq and is a predicted model, not a curated record. Gene Ontology annotation, biological process: mannan biosynthetic process. The transcript is spliced from 2 exons. Lineage: Eukaryota; Fungi; Ascomycota; Eurotiomycetes; Onygenales; Onygenaceae. Gene Ontology annotation, cellular component: Golgi apparatus. The coding region runs from base 127 to 1596 and encodes 489 amino acids. Gene Ontology annotation, molecular function: alpha-1,2-mannosyltransferase activity.
UUCUUCUUCAAUUUUGUUCACUUCUCCGGAGUAGUGGGAAUCCAAGCGCAGCUGAAGUAUAAUAACCUUUACUCCGUACCAGAAAUCCAUAUCUAGUUAUUUUGCGCAGUCGAUAGGACCCAAACCAUGACCAGAUUUCGUUCCAGAUCUCCCGUUCGAUUGAAGCUUUUUAUCUCCCUCUUCCUUUUCCUUGUUUUCCUGGUCUAUUUGCCGUCUCGUUGGCGCCGCUCAGCCGGGUCGCGUGCCACCGAAUCACAGAGCAUAUCUAUGCCCAAAAACUACUAUCAAGAGCACUCAAAGUUCUGGAAAGCAUUUCACCCAAUCCUCGUCGCGAACGAUCCAAAUUGCACAUCCCCGGAACAAUCGGAGAAGGCCAACUCCAUACGUUUCGAUCCAAAUAAUGCGGUGGAGCGUCCGGAUUUCAUCUCGAUGCCUCAGGCGGACAUCGAAAUGAUGAAGCUGAUGCAUAAUAGCUUUGUGAAUACGCUCAUUGACCGGCCUCUCCAUCCGUAUUACGUACCCGGCACGCGUGGCCUUGUAUCGACUGCGGGUGGUCCAUUUUUACCGAUCUUGACGAUAUCCUUGCGCAUGCUUCGGCAUUACGGUUCCAAAUUACCGAUGGAGGUAUUUCUUGCUUCUGAGGAAGAGUACGAGCCGUAUAUAUGCGAGCAAGUUUUUGCAGAAUUAAAUGCCAAAUGCUUGAUCCUUAACAGGAUCCUCAGGCAGGUCCCUGGACCCAUCGAUAUAAAACAAUACCAAUAUAAACCGUUUGCAAUGCUCUUCUCCUCAUUUGAAGAGAUGUUAUUCUUGGAUGCGGACGCGUUUCCUCUGCACGAUCCGAAGACUCUAUUUUCAUCGGAACCUUUCCGUUCGUUCAAAAUGGUUACCUGGCCCGAUUUUUGGGCGUCUAGUGCUUCGCCGCUAUAUUACAAGAUUGCGUCACAACCAAUUCCUUCAACGACAGUUAGAGCAUCGACAGAAUCCGGAGAACUCCUGAUUUCCAAGAAGACUCACCAGAAGACUCUUAUGCUUUCUACGUAUUACAAUUUUUACGGGCCGUCCCACUACUACCCCCUCUUCUCGCAGGGCGCAGCAGGAGAAGGAGAUAAAGAAACGUUCAUUGCCGCUGCUACGGCUGUGGAUGAACCAUUUUACCAAGUCAGUGAACCACUACGUGCGAUUGGGCAUAGGGCCGCCGAUGGUGGAAUGGAUGGCUCUGCCAUGGUCCAAUACGACCCCGUAGAGGACUACCGAUUAACUAAGAAGGGGAUAUUCCGUGUCGCAAACCCUUCCGCAGCUCGUUCACCGAAACCGUUUUUUAUUCACGCCAAUUUCCCAAAAUUCAAUCCUGCAACGAUUUUCGAAAAGCACGCUACUGAUCCUGUUCGGGAUCCCCAGGGCAAUUACAUACGUCAAUGGACGAUUCCAGAAGAUACCAUCGACGAAUUUGAAGAGGAUGUCGUGAAGCGGUUUUGGACCGAGAUCAAGUGGGUUGCGUGUGAGCUUGAAGAUAAAUUCGAAAGUUGGAAGGAUAAGAAAGGGAUCUGCGACGGUGUGAAACGAUACUGGGAUGAUGUGUUUGAAAAGAAGGGCUGAAAAUAGAAACCCGUUGGUUGAAUUGGAUUUCUACUAGAAGCUCCAGCUCCCGUUCGAACACCAAAGGCCGUUUGAGGACACUUAGCUUUUCGAAAGCUAUACGCGUACCGCGAGAUUUAUCCCUGUUUGGCGUCGUGAAACUCGGCAAGAAGCCUGGCCCCGGUCCUCAGCGAAUCGUCCAAACCUCCAGACGAUGACCCGGGAAUUACUCUACGACAACUUGAAACAAUACCCGAGCGUCAAGACAUACUUCGUAAAUUUGCCAAACGUCGAUGCAACUUGUGCGAUCGAUUGAGAAAUAAUGUCUGAAAAGCGAUCGCCGUUGAGGAAGAGUGGAGACUGCGUGUUCAUACCACGGUCACAUCCAGCGAAACAGUGCAGCGUGAGGCCCCGAUGUGGAUCAUUUCUGAAUACGUGAUACUCGGGCUGCUUGAUGAGGGCGUAUCCCUGUAUAGUAGGGAUACGCCAGAAUGGAAAUUACUCGGCUUUUCACGCACAAAGAAAAAACAAAACGAUGAAUACCUAGUUUACAUUGAAUUGAAGCUAAUGUACAGGAUAUAGAUCUAUCUCUAUCUUAAAGUAUCUCUUAAUCCUACAUAUCCUACAGUAUACAUAAA